Carassius auratus (goldfish) is the source of this 2197-nucleotide messenger RNA. Its product is annotated as tripartite motif-containing protein 35-like. Lineage: Eukaryota; Metazoa; Chordata; Actinopteri; Cypriniformes; Cyprinidae. The record is from RefSeq and is a predicted model, not a curated record. Gene Ontology annotation, molecular function: protein binding; zinc ion binding. The transcript has 6 exons. Bases 1 to 1374 code for a protein of 457 amino acids.
AUGGCUUCUCUAUCUGAAGAUGAUAUUUCUUGUCCUGUAUGUCAGGAAAUCUUCAAGAAUCCUGUAGUUUUAUCAUGUAGUCACAGUGUCUGUAAAGAGUGUCUUCAACAGUUCUGGAGAACCAAGAAAACUCAGGAGUGUCCCGUCUGCAGAAGAAGAUCCUCAAAAGUUGAUCCUCCAUGUAAUCUUGUGUUAAAAAACUUGUGUGAGUCGUUCCUGAAGGAGAGAAAUGAGGUUCGUUCAUCAGGAUCUGAAGAGAUCUGCAGUUUACACAGUGAGAAACUCAAACUCUUCUGUCUGGAGGACAAACAGCCGGUGUGUUUAGUGUGUGUUAACUCUCAGAAACACGACAAUAACACAUUCAGACCCAUCGAUGAAGUGGUUUCAUCAUAUAAGGAGGAGCUCAAUACAGCACUGAAGUCCUUACAGGAGAAACUUUUACACAAUGAAAAAACAAAAGAAGAGUUUGAGAAAACAGUUCAACACAUCAAGUCUCAAGCUGAGCACACAGAGCGUCAGAUUAAACAGCAGUUUGAGAAGCUUCAUCAGUUUCUCAGAGAUGAAGAAGAAGCUACAAUCACUGCACUGAGAGAGGAAGAGGAGCAGAAGAAGCAGAUGAUGAAGGAGAAGCUGGAGGAGAUGAACAGACACAUCUCAGCUCUUUCACACACAAUCAAAGACACGGAGGAGAAGAUGAAAGACAGUGACGUCUGCUUUCUGAAGGAGUUUCCAGUCUCGAUGGAAAGAUUCCAGAUCUCAUCACAGCCGGAUCCACAGACUCCUUCUGGAGCUUUGAUUCAUGUGCCACGUUACUUGGGGAACCUGUCCUUCAGAGUCUGGAAGAAGAUGCAGGACAUCGUCCAGAACACUCCUGUGAUUCUGGAUCCAAACACGGCUGAUCCUCAUCUCGUUCUGUCUGAGGAUCUGACCAGUGUGACAUGCAUCAUGAAAAAUGAACCUGUUCCUGAUAAUCCAGAGAGAUUUGACUUUCAUCCCUGUGUUCUGGGUUCAGAGGGUUUUAACUCAGGAACACACUGCUGGGAUGUGGAGGUUAAACAGAGUGCAUUCUGGAGACUUGGAGUAACUACAGCAUCAAACCAGAGGAAGGGACGGGAUUUCUUCUACACUGAUGUCUGGUGUGUGUGGUAUGAUCCAAUAGGACUGUCUCCAGGUUCUGGUUUUCCUGUUUAUCAUAAUCUUGAUCGUGUGAGAGUGAAUCUGGACUAUGACAGAGGAACAGUGUCAUUCUCUGAUCCUGUAACUAACACACAUCUACACACAUUCACAACCUCCUUCACUCACACACUCUUUCCUUUCUUCUGUAAUUAUGAUUAUUCUUCUUCUCUGAGGAUCUUAUCGAUCAGUAGUCAGUAAUCUGUAGCUCCUGCUUUCAUCUUUCAUCAUGUUUUAAUCACAUGAGUAAGAGAUAAGUUCUACAGUUAUACUAUAAUUACAGUUAGAUAACGUGAGAAACAUCUUAAUAACAACCAUAACCAGAUGCUAGCUGUCAUAUUUGUAAGUUUUUAGUCUUUCUGCAGUCUUUCUCUCCCUGAUAAAUGAGUUUCAAUGAAAGAGUUUUUUGGGGGGGUUAAAUGUCUUUUGUAAUAUUCACUUAUAUUGUAUGCUUAUGUGAAAAAGGAAGAUAACAGCAUCAAUGUUUCAAAUUUCUUGAGUUAUGAACAAAUAAAUUCAGUUUUAAAUUAUACAGAUCUACAGAAGAAAGAAAUGGGAUCAAAGAUCUCCCAUAAAGAUAUUUUGUAGUCUGAUAACGUAAUCUGUUAGCCAAAUUUUCCAGAGAUUUACAGUCUGGAGAAGAUGAUGAUAGUUGGCCAAGUCUGUAGAUUUGAGUUGACAUAUUUAAUUGAAAAUCAUGUAAUGUAUGAUGAUCACAGACACAAGCUCAGAGGAGAUCAGUGUGUGAUAUUUUCAGCAGAUGUUAUAACACAGAUGAUUUCAUUUGUCACAUAUCUUCUAGCUACAUUUGUGUGAGUUUGUUGUGAUCAGAAGGAAUAUAAAGUCUGGUAUUGUGUGAUCCUCAGUCGUGUAGUGUAUGAUGCCUUUGUGUCUAUUUACAAAGUCAGUAAGUGUAUGAUGCCUGUAUGUUUUAGUUUUCAUAUACGCAAUAGUUGUUCUUGACUUAACAUAAGAGUAAACAAAUGUUUUGAAUCUUGUGAUUAAAUCUAUAUUUCAUAUAAAA